ACCCCGAAAAAACUUCCGCCGGCGACACUUCACUUCCGCCGCAUUUUUUCCCUCGGGAUCCGAGCUCGCCGGAGCUUUCAUUUCGUAGUCAGUCACCACAAUGCAGCUCUACCACCGUGUCACCGCCGUGUCAGUUUUGAUAUUUUGCUUCGGAAUGAUGUUAGUUUGCGGCCAGAAACAACGGCCACAGCACCGCAUCCUCGAUCCACAUUGGCAUGCUGGCACCGCCACGUGGUACGGCGAUCCCGAAGGAGACGGUAGCACCGGAGGGGCGUGUGGAUAUGGAACGAUGGUGGAUGUGAAGCCGUUGAAGGCGAGGGUGGGUGCGGUGGGGCCGGUGCUGUACAAGAACGGGGAAGGGUGCGGAGAAUGCUACAAGGUGAAGUGCUUGGACCCAACCAUAUGCUCCAAGCGAGCGGUGACGGUUAUCAUCACGGACGAGUGCCCUGGUUGUCCCUCUGAUCGAACCCACUUUGACCUCAGCGGUGCCGCAUUUGGCCGAAUGGCGGUUUCCGGCGAGAAUGGUCAGCUCAGGAACCGAGGUGAAAUCCCAGUCAUAUACCAAAGAACACCUUGUACAUAUCCAGGCAAAAACAUUGCCUUCCGUGUCAAUGAAGGUUCUACACCCUUUUGGCUAUCACUCUUGGCAGAGUGGGAGGAUGGAGAUGGAGACAUCAGCUCCAUGCAAAUACAAGAAGUAGGGUCAAGUGAGUGGCUGGAAAUGAAACAUCUGUGGGGUGCAAAUUGGUGCAUCAUUGCGGGUCCUUUAAGAGGACCUUUCUCUGUUAAACUAAGCACAUCGUCAGGGAGAAGCCUCACUGCCAGGGAUGUUAUUCCAAGCAACUGGUCACCAAAAGCCACUUAUACCUCUCGCUUGAAUUUCAUUCCUUAGGUUCAUGCAUGCUUCAUUUGCAACUUUACAAGACCAAAGGGACUAGUAACAUUAAAGAAUGCCUUUUUUUUCCCAGUUAAAGUUGGUCAAGUUCCACAAGGGAAAACUUCCGUGGGUUAUUAUACUAUAUAUAGAUAUAUAGAUAGAUAUGUUGACAGUGUUACCCUUACCCUUACCCUUUGUCUCUCUGUUUUCUUGAUAGAAAUUAAGUAGCCGUUGAAUGCACAAUGGCAUUUUUAUAUGCAUUUUUCCUUUUGUUUUUGUAUACAUCCUUUUGUGGUGUGCAUAUUGUUUAAUUGUAACAGAUGUUGUGUUAUGUAGCCAUCUCCAAAGAGGAGAGAGAGCUUGUAGUGUAUAGUGUCCUUCAUUGUUUGUA
Messenger RNA from Arachis stenosperma, 1268 nucleotides. Its product is annotated as expansin-B3-like. Gene Ontology annotation, biological process: sexual reproduction. The record is from RefSeq and is a predicted model, not a curated record. Gene Ontology annotation, cellular component: extracellular region; plasmodesma. Bases 101 to 892 code for a protein of 263 amino acids. The transcript is spliced from 4 exons. Lineage: Eukaryota; Viridiplantae; Streptophyta; Magnoliopsida; Fabales; Fabaceae.